ACUUCCGCGUACUAUCUUAUUAAACUUCCGCUCAUUCGUUUCUUUGGCCUCUUUUGCCAGCCCUAUUCAACAUGGGACGAGUCAGGACUAAGACGGUAAAAAAGGCCGCCCGGGUCAUCAUUGAGAAGUAUUACACCCGGCUGGGAAAUGACUUCCACACAAACAAGAGGGUGUGCGAGGAGAUCGCCAUCAUCCCCAGCAAGAAGCUGCGUAACAAGAUUGCAGGGUAUGUGACCCAUCUGAUGAAGCGCAUCCAGAGGGGCCCCGUCAGAGGCAUUUCCAUCAAGCUCCAGGAGGAGGAGAGGGAGAGGAGGGACAACUAUGUCCCAGAGGUUUCUGCUCUUGACCAGGAGAUCAUUGAGGUGGACCCUGACACCAAGGAGAUGCUCAAACUACUAGACUUCGGCAGUCUGUCCAAUCUGCAGGUCACCCAGCCAACUGUUGGAAUGAACUUCAAGACACCCAGAGGAGUCUAGGCGUUUGUAUAAUAUCUUAAUAAAAAACAAACCAAAAAAUGCAAA
Messenger RNA from Esox lucius (northern pike), 521 nucleotides. RefSeq names its product 40S ribosomal protein S17. The coding region runs from base 72 to 476 and encodes 134 amino acids. Gene Ontology annotation, molecular function: structural constituent of ribosome. Gene Ontology annotation, cellular component: ribosome. NCBI's taxonomy places the organism in Eukaryota, Metazoa, Chordata, Actinopteri, Esociformes, Esocidae. Gene Ontology annotation, biological process: translation. The transcript has 5 exons. The record is from RefSeq and is a predicted model, not a curated record.